AUGGGUAGGGGUAGAGGUAGAGAUGUAGAAUCUGAUUCAAAUAAUGAUAAUAUUCAAAAACAUCAUAAUAAGCGAACUAAAGUUGAUCAUGAAGAUGUUAUUAAUAUAGAAGAAUUUGAUUCUGAUAAUGAAAGUGAUAGCAGAAAUAAAUUCGUUUUAUCUAUUCCUGAUGAUAUAUUACAAGAAAUUUCCGUUAAUGAUCAACAAAAGACUUCUUUAUCGGAUAAUAUAUCUGCAAAUAUGGUUCAAGCAUCUGAUUUACAACAAUCAGCUAAUAUAUCUACAGAUACGACUCAAAUAUCUGAUUUACAACCACCAGUUAAUAACCAAACUUCAUCAUCAGUCAAUACAUCAUCUGUUACAACUGAUUCAUUAACUGCAACAAUAACUCAACAACCUAAUAAUAUAACUACAUUGGUUUCUGCUUUUAUGCAAAUGAUAACUGCUGUAUCUUCAUCAAACAAUUUAGCAGCUUUUACAACUCCUAGUGUAAAUCCAUCUAAUAAUCAAAUAAUAAAUCAAGAUACUACGAUAAUUACUAAACCAUCUUCUCAAGUAAAUGAUAAUCUUCUAGUUAAUCUUUUUAUUGACGAAUGUAAAAUACUUUUUAUACGAAUUCAGAAACCAACACCACAAUUAAUUCUUGCAUUAGCCCGAAAUUGUGCCAAUCAUCUCAGUGUAACUUUGAAUGCCUCAGAUGCAAAAAGUAAAGGUCGAAGUUGGUUUGCAACUUGGAAAACACGUCUUUAUGAUGAUUGUUUAAUGAUUGCAUUUGAUUUUAUGGAUCGUUAUAAUUGUACUUUGGAUAAACUACCUAGUGAAACACACAUAAUAAAGAACUUUAUUUCAAGUGAUGAUGUAAUUAAUGUAUUUCAAUCUCAAAUAAAAAAGGUCAAAAAAGUUGAACUUGUAAAUGAUCAUACAUCAUGGUCAUUACUUAAAAAUUUCAUUUCAAAUGUUCUUUUUAUAAUGGUUAGACACUAUGUCAAACUUAAUGUUAAUCGUACAGAGUACUAUGAUGAUGAAAUUACUAGUAAUAAACGAACUGAUUGGCGACAUACUAUUCUUGCAGAUUUGCACGAAUUGGAUCGGCAAACAGUUGAUGUAAAUGUUACAUGCGAGGGUGGAACAACAUUUGCAAAAGAAAUAGAUAUUAGAACCUUUAUGAAUUGGUAA
Rhizophagus irregularis DAOM 181602=DAOM 197198 is the source of this 1176-nucleotide messenger RNA. RefSeq lists its product as uncharacterized. Lineage: Eukaryota; Fungi; Glomeromycota; Glomeromycetes; Glomerales; Glomeraceae. The record is from RefSeq and is a predicted model, not a curated record.